Molecule: messenger RNA, 1677 nt
Organism: Symbiodinium sp. CCMP2456
Lineage: Eukaryota; Dinophyceae; Suessiales; Symbiodiniaceae
Source: the annotation of a GenBank genome assembly
AUGCGUGGAACAGGGCUGGAGCAUCGUGCAGGAUCCGGAGCAGUGCGCCAGGGCUGCCAACGCCUUGGGCCUAACGCCAACACUCCACGAUGCGACAGCGAGCCUUCGUCGAACCCGACCCUCCCAGCAGGUUGCUAUGGAGACACGCUCCUCAAGUUCAACCCUUACCUGGAGAGCAACGAGUCUUUCGUUGGCCAGACAAGCAGCUUGGGCUACGUCUGCGUGAAGGUCCUGGAGAGCGAGGACUACGACGUCCCGCGCGUCUGCGCCGAUGGCCAGCUGCAGGCUGGGGGCCCUUUCCUCUUCCAGAGGAAGAUGGGAAGGACCGACGCAGCCGAGAUGUCAUGUGCUGCAGCCUGCUUUGCCAGCGGAGGUGUGGCUUUUGAUAUCGCCUUCGCCAACACCCGCGACAGCUGUCGCUGCGUGGGCACCGAGGGCGCACAGAACCCGUCGGACGAUCCGGGCAGAGGCAAGAAGAGACGCUACUGCGCUCGGCCCGCACCUUCUGCAAGCUGCGCAGCUGGAGAGGCUCCAGAUGUGCUUGCGGAAGAUCUUCUCUUCGAAACGAGCUGGACUGACGAGAAGCUCUGCGCUGGAGCCUGCUACGCCGCAGCUUCUGACCCAAGCCUCGUGGCCUUCCAGGUCGAUUCAGAGGAGAGUGAAAGCUCUUGCCGAUGCUUCUAUCACAAGAAUCAGGCUCCGGUCGUGGGGCAUCUCACCAGGCAGUACUGUUCCUUCCCAGAAGCUCAGAGAGUGUCGCUGCUGCAGAUCGAGAACACGGCUGCAACAACGAAUCUGGGCGAGCAGACGCAGCAGCAAGAGCAGACGCAGCAGCAAGACAUCCCACGUGCCUGCUCUGCAGGGCAGACGCAGCCUUAUGGCCCUUACCUCUUUCUCCGCGAGUUGAACAGCGAGAAAGAGUGCGCGGAGGCAUGCUUCACAGCCGGUGGCGUCGCCUUCGACUACACCUUGAAGCUGAAAUCCGACAGCUGCCGCUGUGUGGGCUUGGAGGGCGCCAAGAGCCCCCGUAGCAACACGGGCGGGGACAAGAGGACUUACUGCGCAAAGCCCCAGGGGAGCUCCUGUCGGCUUGGGGAAGUGCCGGAAAGCCCGGACACGGUUCUGUUUAUAGCCAAGUUCCCCGAUGAGGCAGCCUGCGGUGCGUUCUGCUGGGCCGCCGGAGGCAUCGCCUCGCAGACGGGACGCGUGGUCUAUGACUACACCACUCAAGUCCGAAAAGACAGCUGCCGCUGCGUGAUGCCGGGGCAAGCACUGACAAGACGGCCAGGAGGUGGAAGACGCAUGCUUUGCAGAUUCAACGACGUGCUGUCGCCAUUUUGCGGCGCGAGUGGCUGCAGCGCCGGCUACGACGGUGAUUUCAUGCAAUUCAACCGUGGAUCAGAUGUCUCCUUCCAACCACGAUUCUUCCUGCGGGCGCCGUCGGGACUCAGCAAGGACGGCACCUGUGUCUACUUCGGCGACAGGGUCGCCAUCGCUGCCUCUGCAGAUCAAGCCGAGACGGACUGCGGCUGGUAUGGGUGCAAGGUGGCCAGCGUCAACGAGGAGGGCGCGAUGGCCUUCCAGGCAGGAGGCGAGAGCCCCACGCUUUUCUACCUAAGACCGGCCCUGGCGGAGUCCGGCUCCUACGACGAUCCCUCCAGAGACUCCCAGCUCUGA